Molecule: messenger RNA, 3963 nt
Organism: Phycodurus eques (leafy seadragon)
Lineage: Eukaryota; Metazoa; Chordata; Actinopteri; Syngnathiformes; Syngnathidae
Exons: 5
Coding region: 61-3963 (1300 amino acids)
Source: RefSeq, a predicted model, not a curated record
GCCAUUUUUGUUUGUUUUUUUUUGAAUGCUUCUGCUCGCUGGUGUCUUUUCCAACUCAACAUGAGUAAGUCCGGCACCUUAAAAAUGAAGAAUUUGUUCAAAGUAAAGUCACCGGAGAAAGAGGGCAAGGGAGCCAAACAGUCGGACUCAACGAAAGCUGGAGUGGCCGCCGUGUCAGGAGGCAAGUCGGGGACUGCCCCGGCGAGCCCCGGCGAGCCUGCCAGUCCCGGGGACCCCGCCGCACUACCCGGGGACGGAGGGCUCAUUUCGCCGAAGCAAAAGAAGGCAAGGCGGAUGUUGUCGUUCAGGUUCAAACGAAAGAAAUCUAAGCCGAAAGAAGGCCGAGGAGGAGGAGGAGGAGGGGGAGAUGAUGAUGAUGAUAAUGAUGAGUUGUUCCCCAGCGAACUGGACCGCAUCAGCAGCCACAUCAGGAGCUUCGACCAGAUGAGUGUUUCGACAGCGUGCUCGUUCCAGACUGAAUCGGACUGGGACCUUCGUUCUGACUCCAACUCCAUGAUCUACUUCAACAUGACUCAGCAAGGAAGUCCCACUUCACCAACCAAAUACUGCAAGAAUUCAGAGGAGAAAAGGGGUGUGUUGGAUCGUCUCAGUCACUUCUUCAACCCCAAGAAGAGGAAGAGCCGAGGCAACCAGACUUCAGACUCUUCAGUCAAUGCAAGUUGUCCAGGUUCCCCCUCGCCCCCUUUGUCUCCACAUUCACCCUUGCUUAAACAGGAAGGUGGCUCAAAGACUCCUACUCCCUCCCGAAAAGACGACAAGUCGAAAGAGACAGAACUCCGAGGAGGAGUGGAGAGUGGCAACAACCUCAGCGAAAGUUCCAGCCGCAGUGCCUCUAGUGUGGUUUCUCUGUUGUCUGAUGAAGCAGAUAUUCCCUUUGCAGACUCUAACAGCAGUGGCUGUAGCAGUGUGAAGGAGGUUCCUGUGUGCAGGGUGAGCACUGCCGGGAGCAAAAAGAAUUCAGGGAAUGUGACCCCCACUGCUUUGGACUUUGCAACCGCCACUUUGCCAUGUUCAGAUACAAAAUCCGAGGUUGGAUUUGCAGAGUCAGUGGUGGAGGAGAUAAGCAAGAGGCUGCAGAUGGAUUUGGAGGAUAUCACAGAGAAGAAGGCAGAAGGUUUGACUAAGGGUGGUGAUGAUAGCCCAACCAACGUGCCAACACUUCAAAUUCCCUUUCCCAACAACGCUACACUCCCUAAGUCACCUAACUUAACGUCCAUAAGCUUAGUGACAGCAAAAACAUCAGUUAAAGUUGGAAAAAGUGUCCACAGCACGACCCUAAAGGGAAUAACCUUGGGCUCUAAAUUACCCGGAACUCACUCCUUCUCAACUCAACAUGAGGGUCCACUGGAUGUUGGCAGGGAAAAUUCCGCACAGAGCCAUUCACAGGAAAGAGACCAAGUACCAGCUGGUGAAUCUCCUACUCAACUCUUCAAAGCCAUAUUAGUAGAUACUCACCUUGGAGAGGAGGAGAGAAUAGGGUGGGAAGACAUGAGAGAGGAUAGGAAGGAGGAAAGGGAGGAGGACGUCAUACCACUUUCGCCUCCCGUGCUGGCCAUACCUGUCACAGUAUUUCCUGAGGAUGAGUCAGUUACCCAGGAGACUACAGGAACCACGAGCAGCUUGGCAGAGUUGUCCUCUGCGCCAACUUUGCUGGAUUUGAAAACGACUUUACGGCAGGCAGAGGAGCCUGACACUGGCACUGAGUCAAAGAAACACCCCCUUAAGAAGAAACAAGGGUCAAAAGAAACUUGUGUUACACGCAAGACUGUGAAUCUGCCUUCAAAGCCCAAGGAUGUGUCCCAUGAAGUACACGUUAGCCCAGAGCUAAGUUUGGAAAAGAAAAAUCAAGUGGGAGAAGAAGACAGCACAGAUUCCGCUUCAACGACUUCUGAGCAGACAAAGAAGAAUCUAUUGCUACAACUUCAAAACCACAACUCUGAUGAAAACAAACAUGCAGACUCAACAUCAUUCAAACCAUUUGAUGUAACUGAAGACAGAAACAUAUCUGAAUUUUUAAUUGAAGAAAAAACUGUCUGUCAGACAUCUGAAAUUGAGGGUACUUCUGUAACCCCUGCUAUGUACCGGGUGAAACUACAGACUGGGGUAUCUGGAAUAAGAGGCAAUGGGAUUAACCAGGCAACGGCCUCUAAACCAGGAGUAGCAGCUGAAAAGCGGCGUACCAUUGGAAGCGUAACAAGGCCCUCGGCAACAGCGGCGGUCGGCAAGGCCAAAAAUGUGACAACGAAAUCAAAGGGCUCCACGGAGGACAUUAAAGUUACAACAUCCAGUGAUCUACCACCACUAAAGCAACAAAGCAAUGAGAAAACAGUUUCUCUGAUAACACCAUCGCAAGGCAAAUCUACUAGUGGUCUCACAAAGUCUAAAAUUCCCAAAAGGCAAAUAUCAGAUGCUGAUAUAAACUCACUUGUGUCAACAGAUAAAGCGACAGAUGUUGAUGGCUCUUUGGCCACUUCCAAACUACAGAAAAACCCAAGAAUAGCGACUGAAUCUUUGAAAUCUUUCGUGUCUACAUCCAAAGGUGUCAGGAAAACAUGUUCUGACGAGGAAAAGGGUGUAAACGCUCCCUCAGCUGACAUUUCUCCCACUAAAGCAUUAAACCCAUUGCCACAUCAUGUGAAAGAAAAGCCAAAGGAUAUUAUUGAUGUUAUUCAGCAUAUUGACUUAGUAAAUGGAGUGGAAGAGGGACUUAAAAUAGGACAGUCUUAUCAGGAUAAACUUGCUUCCUUAACAUCAAAGAGUCGGCUACCUGUUUCAUCUCCAACUAGAAAGUUGAACAAUGAAGUACCUAAAACGAGUGAAGUCAACUACAGAAAUGUCACAUCUCCUCAAGUAGACAGACACAAACAAGCCCAGAAGUGCCCAGACCAACAAGAAGCAGCACUUGUGGAAAGACCUGCGAGUGAGAUCCCUCCUCCCUCUGGAAGUCCCAAGAAAGUUGCCACCAGCCAAGAUAAAGAAGACUCAAAGCUUUUCAAACAAUACCUGAAGACUCCAUUAAACAGUUCCGGUCCCACAUCUCCAAGCAAGCUCCCAAUGAGAAGCCAGAGGAGCUCGCCCAGUCUUAACUCGAGAAAAAUUCAACAUACUUCAACCAAUAAUUCGUCAAACAUGUCUAUAUCUAAACAGGACAGUUUACAUCCAAACAGUAACACAGAGACAGCUGUAACACCUAUAGACAGUGUUGCAGCAGAUCGUUUUAAAGACAGUUCCGCUGUGGGUACUCUUGAGGUUAAAUCCGGGUCUCACAGCGAAAAAGAAAAGAGUGUGACACUUACAAAUCCUUCUUGUGCCAGUGAAACCAGAGAGAAAAUGAGACCGCCCCAGGGGUUAGAAGAGGCCCCAACUAGUCCUAAAGGAAACAAUUCAAAAACUCAAAUAAUCAAGGAUAAUGAAACAGUGGUUACGGUAAAUCUUCAACACAAAGUUAAACCAGAAAAUAAAGCUGCGAUAGCUGAGGUAGCACCGACCAACAAGGUACCCAGUGCUGAGACUAAUAGGCAGAUAAAAGAGCAUGAAGCCCUACAACAACCGAUAUUGGAGCCUUUACCUAAAAAUGGAUCUCAUCUCAAAGGUGAUCGCGCUGCACUGGAAAUGCAAACGUCACAAUUGUAUUCAGAGAAUGUAAAGGACAAAGUACUUCCAGAGACAGUCAUGAUUACAAAUGACACAAAACUCGAUUCAGGCGUGAUGGCUCAGGCUGCUAAGGCAGCUCAUGAUAAUCUAAUGGAUAGUUCUGUUAACCCUGCCUUGGGUUACACCCUUCAAUGUGACAACAUUAUAGUCUCUCACCAGGAAGCCGCUUCCAUUGAAACAGCUAAAAAUACAAAUGUUCAUCCAAAUGAAUCUGUUUCAAAAGACCAUGAUUCUGAGCUGAUAACGGCUUCUUUCAGCUACACCUUCAAUAUCUUUAAACACUGGUGA